UGAAAUAUAUUAUCUAUGGGCUCAGAUUGAAAAUAAUUUAUAGGUUACAAUUUUUUAACUUACUAAAUACUAGUAAUAGUACAAUUGUUUGAAAUACUUCAUUUGCUGAAAUGUACUUUAAUUAAUAUUUCAGUAUUUCUUUAUUUCUCAUAUUUAAUUUCUAAAUGGCGCUACAGUUUGGGGUAAAACAUCUGUUUCCUGUAAGCAAAUGCUUGGUUAAAAAUAUACUUUUGAAAAAUGUUUGUAAAUAUAGUUCUAAGAGUACCCCUACGACAACCCAUGCCCUUCAGGAUAUUACUGACUGGGAAACAUUGAAUAAAAAGAAAAAAACAAGUAAAGCUAUGAAAGCGUACUUAGAAAGAGCUAAAGAACAUGAUGAAUUUAUGAAAAAGCAAGAGUUCGAAUUCAAUAUUGGUAAGAGGCACCUAGCAAAUAUGAUGGGUGAAGAUCCAGAAACAUUUACUCAAAAAGACGUUGACCGAGCAAUUGAAUAUUUGUUUCCUAGCGGUAUUUAUGAUCCUGCAGCUCGUCCUCUAAUGAAGCCUCCAGAAGAAGUAUUUCCAGCGCGUAAAGCAGCUGAAUUUGAUGAAGCCGGAAGACCACAUCAUUUUCUAUUCUACACAGGAAAACCAAAUUUUUUCAAAUUGUUAUAUGAUGGUGCUGAACUUAUACAACAGGCUUAUGAUUUUCAGGACAAGGUUACUAGGAAAAAGGCAGUACCUGAUCCUAAUGGUGAGCUCAAUAUAGGUAAUAGUGCAUGGUUGACUAAAGAUCAACUUGAACAAGUUCUAGUAGAGAAUAUCACAGACUUGGAAUAUGAUAAUUUCAAAUUAUUAAUGGAGAGAUUAGUGUCUCUUCCAUACUCAUAUAGACAUAAAGAAUUUAUAGAGAAAUAUCAGAAGCCAUUGGCUACACAAAAGUUUGCUUUAGAAAUACCUAAACCUAGCUAUGAUGAUGAAGGCAGAGCCUUUGUGACUACAUAUGAAUGUUUAAGAAAAAAAGCCAGAGGCGAUGUGACUAUUCGUGUUCCUGGAACUGGAAAGAUUACUAUAAAUGGUAAAGAUUUGACUUACUUUGAAGAUAUACAACCUAGAGAACAAGUUAUGUUUCCAUUAUUCUUUACUAAUAUGCAGCAAAGUGUUGAUGUGGAAUGUAAUAUUGAAGGUGGUGGACCAACAGGUCAAUCUGGAGCUAUUAGAUGGGGUAUUGCUUGGGGUUUACGAAGUUUUGUUGAUAAACACAUGUUAGAGAAAAUGCAAGUAGCUGGUCUGCUAACUCGUGAUCACAGGCGUCGUGAACGUAAGAAGCCUGGCCAACCAGGAGCUAGAAAGAAGCCUACUUGGAAGAGGCGAUAAUUAGAUUUAUAUGCAAAUGAUACUAAUAAAAUUACACCAUUUAUUUUAGUUUUAUUAACAUACACAUUUAGUUAUCAAGUUAAUAAAUUAUUAUUUUACACAG
Messenger RNA from Achroia grisella, 1458 nucleotides. RefSeq names its product small ribosomal subunit protein uS9m (gene mRpS9). The record is from RefSeq and is a predicted model, not a curated record. NCBI's taxonomy places the organism in Eukaryota, Metazoa, Arthropoda, Insecta, Lepidoptera, Pyralidae. Gene Ontology annotation, molecular function: structural constituent of ribosome; RNA binding. Bases 165 to 1355 code for a protein of 396 amino acids. The transcript has a single exon. Gene Ontology annotation, biological process: translation. Gene Ontology annotation, cellular component: ribosome; mitochondrial small ribosomal subunit.